This is a messenger RNA of Sesamum indicum (sesame), 1102 nucleotides long. RefSeq names its product putative 4-hydroxy-4-methyl-2-oxoglutarate aldolase 2. Gene Ontology annotation, biological process: regulation of RNA metabolic process. NCBI's taxonomy places the organism in Eukaryota, Viridiplantae, Streptophyta, Magnoliopsida, Lamiales, Pedaliaceae. The record is from RefSeq and is a predicted model, not a curated record. Gene Ontology annotation, molecular function: ribonuclease inhibitor activity.
UACUUUGCUUUUGGGAAUUUCCUUUGUAUUUCUUCGAAAUUGGGAAUCAUGUUCGACAUGUUGAGGUGAGGAGGAAGAGGAAGAGGAAAAGGAGAUGGAUCACAUGGGAAAGAUCCUGGGCCACUUUUUAGCAUUUCAACAAAUUAUGUGGUCUUUAACUUUAAAUAACUAAAUUAAAUUAAAUAGCAGACACGCUGCUCCACUCACCAUUCGUCGUCCCUGCAAGUCCAUCUAAUUUUCCAAAUUUCGAUCGACACACAUCAACCGGAAUUUCUAAUACGUCAGUUUAAUACUUCGUUUCGCCCUAGUUUUUACUCAAUUCCAGUCGCUUGUGUAGUAGCUUCCAGGGCUGAAUCACGCGGCAUCCGAUCAUUCAUCUUAAAUUGUCGUUAAUCUAGGAUGGCCUUGGUAACCACAGCUGAAGUUUGUGAUGCAAAUCCACAGCUCAUUGUGAGUGGUGAGCUCCGGGCUCUCCAACCAGUUUUCCAGAUAUAUGGUAGACGACAAGUCUUCUCUGGACCAGUAGUUACGCUAAAAGUGUUUGAAGAUAAUGUUUUGAUACGUGAAUUUCUUGAGGAGAAGGGUAAUGGAAGAGUUCUUGUUGUAGAUGGGGGUGGUAGUUUGAGAUGUGCAAUAUUGGGUGGCAACCCUGUAGUACAAGCUCAGAACAACGGAUGGGCUGGUAUAGUAGUGAAUGGCUGUGUGAGGGAUGUAGAUGAAAUCAACGGUUGUGACAUUGGGGUAAGAGCUCUGGCCUCACAUCCAGUGAAAGCUAAUAAGAAAGGGAUUGGAGAAAAGCACGUCCCUAUAACUAUCGCUGGAACUAGAAUAUCUGACGGAGAAUGGCUUUAUGCAGAUACUGAUGGUAUUUUGGUGUCUAAAACAGAGUUGUCUGUUUGAAGAGAGAUGUGCAUCUGCUUGAUUGGCUGGAAAACAAAAUUGUUACUGAGGUGCAGUUAUAUGCUCUUUCAUCAGGAUUAGACUGGUACUAUUCAUUUGCUGCCAUUUCUGUAUUCUACUAUAUUGAAUUCACUUGGAUUUUAUGAGAAGAGUCUGUACAAUUUUUGUAGUGAAAAUUAAUGGCAAGAGAUGUUAUUAAAUA